GCAGGACAAUAAACCUUUCGGGGGCACUGAGUAAUGUAGCCAUUUCUGAGCGGGCAGCAGGGAAAAUGUGAGACAAUUCGCUGCUGCUGGAAGGAGGUCAGCUGAGGCUGUAUUCCUGCAAGAGCAGAUUGACUUCACUGCGGUGGACCGGGCAUCAGAACAAGACAAAAUGGACGAUAGUAUGGAGACAAAAUCCAUUCUAGAAGAACUUCUUCUCAAAAGAUCACAGCAAAAGAAGAAAAUGUCACCAAAUAAUUACAAGGAGCGGCUUUUUGUUUUGACCAAAACAAACCUCUCCUAUUAUGAAUACGACAAAAUGAAAAGAGGUAGCAGAAAAGGAUCAAUUGAUAUUAAGAACAUCAGAUGUGUGGAGAAAGUCAAUCUGGAGGAGCAGACCCCUGUGGAGAGACAGUACCCAUUUCAGAUUGUCUAUAAAGAUGGGCUUCUCUAUGUCUAUGCAUCAAAUGAAGAGAGCCGAAGUCAAUGGUUGAAAGCAUUACAAAAUGAGAUAAGGGGUAACCCCCACCUGCUGAUCAAGUACCACAGUGGGUUCUUUGUGGACGGGAAGUUCCUGUGCUGCCAACAGAGCUGCAAAGCGGCCCCGGGAUGUACUCUCUGGGAAGCAUAUGCUGAUCUGCACAUUGCAACAAAGGAAGAGAAACUAAGAGUUCCCAUCUUCCCAGACAGAAUGCUGAAGAUUCCUCGAGCAGUUCCUAUUUUCAAAAUGGAUGAACCAUCUUCAAGUACCGUUCUAGUCCAGUAUGACAGUGACUCAAAGAAAAACUAUGAAUCACAGCCAAACGUCAAUAUGCCGUAUGUUCCAAGGGAAGAUUGCCCUGACUGGUGGCAAGUAAGAAAACUGAAAAGCAGUGAAGAUUUUGCAUUCAGCAACCAAAGAGAAAAAAACGUGAAUCACGGAACCUCAAAAAUUUCAUGGGGAUUCACUGAGUCAAGUUCAUCUGAAGAAGAGGAAAACCUGGAUGACUAUGACUGGUUUGCAGGUAACAUCUCCAGGUCACAAGCUGAACAGUUACUGAGACAAAAGGGAAAAGAAGGAGCAUUUAUGGUUAGAAAUUCCAGUCAGGUGGGAAUGUACACAGUGUCUUUAUUUAGUAAGGCUGUGAAUGAUAAGAAAGGAACUGUCAAACAUUACCAUGUGCAUACAAAUGCUGAGAACAAAUUGUACCUGGCAGAAAACUACUGUUUUGAUUCCAUUCCAAAGCUUAUUCACUAUCAUCAACACAAUUCAGCAGGCAUGAUCACACGACUCCGCCACCCCGUGUCAACCAAGGCCAACAAGGUCCCCACCUCCGUGUCUUUAGGAAGUGGAAUCUGGGAACUGAAAAGAGAAGAGAUUACCCUGUUGAAAGAACUGGGAAGUGGACAGUUUGGAGUGGUCCAUUUGGGCAAAUGGAAGGGGCAGUAUGAUGUUGCCAUUAAGAUGAUCAAGGAGGGCUCCAUGUCAGAAGAUGAAUUCUUCCAGGAGGCUCAGACCAUGAUGAAACUCAACCAUCCCAAGUUGGUGAAGUUCUAUGGAGUGUGCUCAAAGAGAUACCCUAUAUAUAUAGUGACUGAAUAUAUAACCAAUGGCUGCUUGCUUAAUUACCUGAAGAGUCACGGAAAAGGACUGGAAACCUACCAGCUCUUAGAAAUGUGCUAUGAUGUUUGUGAAGGCAUGGCCUUCUUGGAGAGCCACCAGUUCAUACAUCGGGACUUGGCUGCUCGAAACUGCUUGGUGGACAGUGAUCUCUCUGUGAAAGUAUCUGACUUUGGAAUGACAAGGUAUGUUCUUGAUGACCAGUAUGUCAGCUCAGUAGGAACCAAGUUUCCCGUCAAGUGGUCAGCCCCAGAAGUGUUUCACUACUUCAAAUACAGCAGCAAGUCAGACGUAUGGGCAUUCGGGAUCCUGAUGUGGGAAGUGUUCAGCCUGGGGAAACAGCCCUACGACUUGUAUGACAACUCCCAAGUGGUUGUGAAGGUCUCCCAGGGCCACAGGCUCUACCGGCCCAAACUGGCAUCGGACACCGUCUACCAGAUCAUGUACAGCUGCUGGCAUGAGCUUCCAGAAAAGCGUCCCACAUUUCAGCAACUUCUGGCUUCCAUUGAACCACUUCGGGAAAAAGACAAGCCUUAAAGAAGAAACUAUUGUAGAUCUGAUAAGAAUGGAUAUAAAUGUUAGCCAACAUCUCCUUUCUUUUUAAAGAACGUAGCAAGGCACAGAAUACCUAAUUUAGUGAGUUCUUCUUAAUGGUAUUCUGUGUGCUGUUUGUCUGUUAUAUUAUCUAGAAAUGAACAAGGUAGGAAAGAAAAGAUUUCCUUGAAAUUUAGGUCAAAUUAAUGAUUUUGUUUAUGCUGCUCUAAAUAUUAUACUUCCAAGCCUAAAGCAGAAGCACAUUUCCUGAUUGCAGUAAAGAAGGCAUAUACCACAUGUAAAGAUUGAAUAGAACUGAAAAAUUAUUGGUUCCAUAUCUGUUCUUUUCUUUAUAUCGUCACUCCCAUGAUAAUUAAAUAUGCUAUUAA
Pipistrellus kuhlii (Kuhl's pipistrelle) is the source of this 2520-nucleotide messenger RNA. It is a transcript of the gene BMX, whose product is annotated as BMX non-receptor tyrosine kinase. The transcript is spliced from 19 exons. The record is from RefSeq and is a predicted model, not a curated record. Gene Ontology annotation, biological process: peptidyl-tyrosine autophosphorylation; adaptive immune response; B cell receptor signaling pathway. NCBI's taxonomy places the organism in Eukaryota, Metazoa, Chordata, Mammalia, Chiroptera, Vespertilionidae. Gene Ontology annotation, molecular function: ATP binding; non-membrane spanning protein tyrosine kinase activity. Bases 170 to 2134 code for a protein of 654 amino acids.